Molecule: messenger RNA, 1354 nt
Organism: Nematostella vectensis (starlet sea anemone)
Lineage: Eukaryota; Metazoa; Cnidaria; Anthozoa; Actiniaria; Edwardsiidae
Product: aerolysin-5-like
Exons: 4
Coding region: 1-1203 (400 amino acids)
Cellular component (GO): extracellular region
Source: RefSeq, a predicted model, not a curated record
AUGGUUCCAACACCCCCAAAGAUGCAAUCCUUGGAUGAUGUCAAGACCCGUAUUAUGGAUGAGACCAUGGCAGAGUUGGCAUUACUUGCACACUAUCUUGGCUACGGAUGGUGCGCGAGCUGCCGCGCCCAGUUCGUAGGAGAGGACUUCAGACGAAACGGGGACAGCUGGGAAGCGGACAGGAAAGGCCCGUGCAAGGGCUACAUGAAUCAUCACAGGCUCAAGAUGCACUACAGAGACUUCAAGUUUGGCGUCAAGAACAUCGUCUACGUGGAAAGCACGCGUACCGUCACACACACGACAACCAGCUCGUGGAAAAAGACACAUGGAGUCGGUAUCGAGUUAAGCUACACCCCUCCCGAUGCAACAGGAGGGGCGGGAGUAAAAUCGUCGUACAAUUUCAACUACGAGAAGUCGUGGACCCAGACGGACAGCACUGCAAAUACGCAGAAGUACACGAGCACAGUCACAUCGACAAAGACGCUCAAACCCUUCACAGCUGCUCAGUAUCGUAUUAUGCUGACAAAGACGAGAACCACCGUACCGUACACCGCGACCAUUAUCGUGCACUUCUCGGCAGAGCUGGACGGAUUCUUGAGGUGGGGAGGAGGAAAAGACGGAGACUCUACCAACUACCAUUACGAGCACCGCGGCUCAAAUAGAAGACCAACCUUCAAGUACAAAUUCGGCGACUCGUCAACUCCGUUCUACAGCGCCCUAAAGAAACAAAGUGACCGAAGUAUGCGACCAUGGGAAUGGCAUGAGAUGAAAGCGAGAUAUUCUAAUGCACAACCCCUGAUCAAUGCUCUCACCGACGAGAGCAAGUAUGAAUUUACCUUGACUGGGCAAUUUGAGGACGUGAUUGGCCACCAUGUAGAUAUACAUUGGAGUACCACAUCGUUAAAAGUACCGCGUGGAUUCGAGGAAACCCUUGCUGAGACGCAUUUCCCAAAGAUCAAAGGCACUUCCCCCAAACGUGUCUUCCCCAAGUCACCAAAGGGUCGUCUCUCGAUGUCGAAACCUCACAUUCUCCCGCUGCUUCUUAAUAUCAAUUACGAUGACCCUGAUAACAACGUAGAUGGGAACACGACCGAUCCACCGAGAGUGUUUCCCGAGCCUCCAAAAGUGGACAUCUCCAUAAAAGAACCACAAAAAAUCCCGCAUGUUCCCAACGUGGAUGACGAAAGCGAGCUUAACGAGUGAGAAGCACGCGUACACGCCAAUGACGACUUGACGCCAAUGACGACUUGACGCCAAUGACGAUUUGACGCCAAUGACGACUUGACGCCAAAUUGAUGUGUAAGGGUAGGAUAUGAAAGGGCAACAUUUGACAAUAAAACGAGCAUUUAAAAAA